GAUACUUUUUGUUGUAGUUGUACAUUUUUCGCCAAAAAUAAUAAUAAAAGUGAAAAAUUUUUUUUGUUAAUAUACGUUUUUUUGUUGUACAAAGGAGAAAAUGUUAUUAAACUGAUUGGCCGCCGCAGCGUUUUCGUGACCCCCGCUCCAAAAAAGAAGAACAGAAACGGCCGCCAGCAACAACAAGGUGCAGUAAAUAUUCAGUGUGUGCGCUGCGGCUUUCGCCUUCUUUAACCGCCAAUUGCUCCUGCUCCUGCCCACUAACAAAAAAAAAAAAAAAAAAAAAAAAAAAAAAAUUGAAAAAACAUAAGAAAGAGCGAAACCUUCAACAACCAGAGGAAGUGAAAUGAUAAAGUCCACAACGAAUCCACAGGAACAGCGUCUGCCACGCCCCGAGGAUCAGCCGCAUCCGCCGCCGCCGCCGCCCCCUUCCUCCACCACCGCCGCCCCUGCCACGCCCACGCACCAAGUGGCCACCGUGAUAGCCAACAUGGACACCCUGAAGACCGCCUUUCUGCCCAAUCUCAGCAUGGACCCCAAUGUACACGUGACGGCGCACUAUUGUCCCAUGUGCCACCAGCAGUUCGAGCGGGCGCAACACGCCGCGGAACACAUGCAGCUGUGCCACGGGAUCACGCUGAACGCACAGGGAGCCAUCGCCUCCACGCUGGAGGGCGGUCAUCCGUCACAGGCACCACCACAACAGCACCUCAAGCCCAGCCAUGCCUGCUUCAAUUGUGAUGAGAAAUUCGGCAACACCGUCGACCUGGACGAACACUAUCGGCUGGUCCACCAGGCCUCCGCCUUCCUGGCCCGCUGCCUCAUGUGCAGCAUCUAUGGCAUCCACUCGGCCACCCAGCAGCCCAACGAGUACAAGUGCACGCAGUGCGGCUCCAUUUGCACCACCGCCAUGCUGGCCGCCGGGCAGCAGGGCUUCAUGGAGCAGCAGGAGGCGGCGGUGACGCCCGACGAACAGCUGCCGGCGAUGGCGCCCCGUGAUAUGAGACUGACGCCCGAGGAGCAGCACCACCAGCAACAGCAGCUGCAGGCGGAGCACCACCACCAUCAGCAGCAGCAGGAACUGUUGGAGCAGCAGCAACGGGAGAUGCAGGAGCAGGCGCAACAGCAGCAGCAGGUGCAUCACCACCAGCAACAGGAUCAGGAUCUCGCCGGCGACCAGGUGGCGCUGAAGGUGCCUCCACUUACCGUCAAGCUGAACAAAAACGCCAAUGGAGGCGGUGCCAUUGUGGCCCAUCCGCAGGUGAUCAUCAAGGAGGAGCCACUCAGCCUGAGCGACAGUGGUGAUGUGGUCAACUCAGUGCCCGUCUAUGCCAUACAAGCGAAUCCCGGUGUUCCCGCCCCGGCCGGUUCCGGUGUGCUCGUCGGCACGCAAACGGUGCCCGCCGAUCUGGCGCACAAGAUCCGCCACAAAUGCCCCGACUGCCCGAAGACCUUCAAGACGCCCGGCACGCUGGCCAUGCACCGCAAGAUCCACACAGGCGAAGCAGACGCCACGCCCAAAGAACGCCCCUACACGUGCUCCUACUGCGGCAAGUCCUUCACUCAAUCGAAUACACUAAAACAGCACACUCGCAUACAUACAGGAGAGAAGCCGUUUCAUUGCGGGUACUGCGAGAAGUCCUUCAGCGUGAAGGACUACCUCACCAAGCACAUACGGACGCACACCGGCGAGAAGCCGUACACCUGUCCGUACUGUGACAAGCGCUUCACGCAGCGCAGUGCCCUCACGGUGCACACGACCAAGCUGCAUCCGCUCUAGGGCAGGCCGGGCGGUGGCCGCCAGAUGCCCGUUGCUGCCCCAGCCGCUCCUCCUUCUGCUUCUCCUUCUGCACCUCCUCCUCCGCCGCCGUCGUCCGUCGACUCCGAUUCAGAUCCCAAGAAACCAUCGGCAUAGGGGAGCGCCAGCGGUAACGGAAGCGGAAACGGAAACGGAAGCGGGAUGGACAACGGGUUGAGCAACCCAAAUGAAAGACCUUUUCAAAGACGAGAAACACCCACAACACAUGGGCGUUAACUGAAGCGGAUGCAACGCAACCAACGACUGGCAAAUCUCUUCACAGUGCUGCUAGAUUAAAUUACUAAAUUAGAUACUUUCAUUUCGGUUAACACGGAAAAUAGAAACAAAGUUGUACUAAACUAGCGUACAGUUCGUAGAAUGUUUAAGUUAUUGCAAUCGAUUUUUGAUUUUUAUUAUUAUUUGGUUAUGUAGAUGUUUUGCAAUUUUAUUUUUAUACACUCUAUGUAUGUAUAUCGUAUAUAAUAUUUUGUUAUUCUAUGAGAUUUUAUAUGGUGACUCCUUAGCGCACACUCACUUACGCGCGGCGCUGUACCCACAAGCCCAACAAAACACAACACAACACACUACACACCCACACACACACACAUUUAUUAUUUAUAAAGAGAGAGAAAAUAUUUUUUACUCAUAUACUUUGUGGCAAUAUUAUUUUUAAUACUUCCUGAACUUGUUUGUAAAUGUUAUUGAAAAUCAACAAAACAAAGAAAGGUAAACUCAUGUCUACGCGCAAAACUUAAAUUAUUUCUUAAAUUAUAAACUUAUAUUAUUCGAACUCAAAACAACACAAAAUUAUUUAUUCUACAUGAAAACUCCUUUUCAAAAUUUCAACUCAUAGAGGAAAUGGCGAAGAACCAAUACGAAAUUUAGUCAUUUCUAUUCUACUAUUUGCACACGAGCAGGAUCUCGUUUGUUUUGGCUUUAAAAAUUUAUUUACUUUUAAUUAACUAAAUGAUUUAAUCAUUUUAGCUUGUUUUUAUUGAUGAAUGUUAACCAUUGUUUAUUUUUUAAAUUAUUUAAGUUGAAAGCGCUGCUUUUGUUUGUUAAGCUAAACUUAACAGUGAGAUUGUAUAAAAAACUAAUGUAAAACAAAAAGAAUAACUAAGAAAUUAAUUUUACAAAAUUUGCAUUUUUAACGCAAGACAAAAAGUAUUUAAGGCAAAUCAAAAUGAGAAAUUUACGCUAAACGCAACACAGCUUUACGCGCCAAACUAGAAGAUUAAACAAAUUUAACAUAAAGAUCUACAUAAUUGAUACUUUUGAUAAAGAAGCUUGAAGUUGUUUUUGUAAUAUAUAUAAAUAUGGAUUCAUCAUUUUUACGACUACUUAAAAGCGUUUUUUAAACCAGCAAAUGAUUACUUGCAAGAGUUGUACGUACUAAACCAACUAAAACUGUAGCAAAACCAAAACCAAAACCAUGUACAUUUUUAUAACAUAGUGUUAUAUAAUUAUAAAGUAAACAAAUAUAUAAACAUGUAUCUAAUAUUAAUGCAUAAUACACUCAAACAAAUUGUCUACCUAAUGGCACAUAGCACAGCAACAAACGAUGCGCAGCGCAUGUAAAACCAAAAUAAAUUCUAAGUACUAAACUAUUGUAAUUCUUUAAGUUUUAAAUAAACCGAGAUGAGUUGACGAUCAAAAGCAAACAGCUAAAUCCAAGCUUAACUAACCGCAACACGAAACGAAAGCAAAUUAACUCAGCUGUAAGUGAUUUCCAAUGAUUGAAUGCCGGCAUCACGAAACUAAUCAUGUUGAAUACGAUACGUACUAAAUACCGACUAACUAAUAGAUCUUAGCCACGAAUCCAAAAACGAAGCCAGACAACAGACACACAAACACGAACGUAAGCAAGUGAGUAAAUAGAAAUUAAAUUGUAAUUAAAGCAAAAUUUAUUAUUAUUAAAUAUAUAAAUAGAUAUUACGACUAUAAAUGUAUGUACUUGCAAUCUAAAUUUACGUGACAAAAACUAGCAAAUAUUCGAGCAAUAUUUCAAUUUAAAAUAUAUAAAAAGGAUCUAUAUAUACGAAAUAAAGUCCAACAAUGUAGAAAGAUUAUAUAUAAAAAAUUUAAAGGGUCGUUUGGAAGUUUAUUUUUCUCGGAAAAGGUAUAAUUAAAAAGCUUGUAGAAAAUUUAAAAUUAAAUUUUGCACCAAGCGGGUUUUUCCAUUAUAUCAAAAGUAUUUUAAAAAUUUGAGGAUUAUUCAAAACUGACUUUAAAAACGGGAAUUUCCUUUAUAUCAUAUGUACGUCCAUAAGUCCCAAAAAAAGCAAAAGACCAUAGUUAAUCAUUUAGUUUAGUUUAUUUAGUUUUUGUUUUCUCUUUUAAUUACAAUGAACGAAUAUUAUGAACACUAUCACACUUUCAAAAUGUAUUCUGUUUCUUUUCCAAUCGUUUUUUUUUUUUGUAGUGUCUUUUGCGCUGAGCCACUAAUUUAGUUUGCCUCUCGUUUUUGGUUUUAUUGUAAUGCGGAUUACACUCAUAUAUAUGUAUGUAUAUAUAUUUAUAUAUAAUAUAAGUUAUAUGUUUAUGUAUAUGCCAUAAAUAUUUUUUUUAUACACACACUUUUGAUCAAACGCAACCAAAAGUUGGUUUUUAUUUUUUUUUAUAAUUAUCAUUUUUGGGUUUUGCUUUCUUCUUUUGUUUUAAAUGCUCAAUUUGUUGCAUGCAUGCUGUAAGUUUACCUAAUUUAACCAUUUGCCAUGUUUUACUCGCUAUAUAUUUGUUAUGGUGUAUAUAGAUAUACUUUUUAUAACCCUUAUAAAUGCCCAUGUAACUGUACUAUAUGUUUUCUAUGGACUUGUUUUCCCCCAUUUUUUUUUUUUAUAACGAGCGUCUCCAAAAUUUAUUGCGUACAUUUGAAAUGUUUUCACUUUGUGUUUUUCAAUACUCUAACACGAACUUCCUUUUAAGGGGAUAAAGAAUUUUAGAUGCUCUGGGUUGGGUUCUGAAAAUUACUGAGGAAAUCUACUAGUAGUGUAAUAAUUCUUGGGACACAAUUUGUUCGGCUAAUGUUUUAAAAAAAAAAUGUUCUUAAGCCUCUAUUAAGCAUUUUCCUAUGGCUUUCACUCUCGAUCGGGAACUCUGUGUCUUGAAAGUGUAACAAUUUGUUUUCCUGUCUACAUUUCUUCCUCGUCAUUGUGUAUUUACAAAAAGUUUACCCCGUUCGAAUUUUGGAUGGGAAUGAGUAGGAAUUACAAGUAUACAAUAUAUAAUACAAAUAUAUUUUAGUUGGUAAGAUUAGUAAGACGUAAAUCGUACGAUAGUUAUGAGGGAAUUACUAGUUUUAAUGCCUAUAAGCUCAAAUUUACAACUGAUUAUUCACUGUUUUAAAACUGAUUUUCGCUGUGUUUCCACUCUUUCAAUAUCUCUAUCAGUUGUAGAGAUUUAGUAGAUAGUGAUUGGUUGGUUUCAAAACAAUAGGCAAACAAAUCGAGUGUUAGUAACUAUCGAGGAACUCAGACGUAAACAAAAAUUCGAGUCAUAGGAAUAGGAUUAUAUAUUUCUUUUAAUGUUUGUGGCUUUUGUUUUUUACAGUUUUAUCGUUACCUACACAGGUGGGCUCUGUUUUACCGCUCUACCAUUCGUUCAACUUUGAUCUAUCAGUGAUCCUAUCAUCGAAAUCAAUCGAACUGAAGACAGAGAGAAAUCAACAAAGUAAAAUCGUCUAAAAAUUUAUCAAAAUUUUAUAAAACUUGACUGCUUUCAAGGUUCUUCACUUUUCGCUUCUUUAAAAAUAAAGUAAUGUUUGUUAUUGUU
Molecule: messenger RNA, 5569 nt
Organism: Drosophila elegans
Lineage: Eukaryota; Metazoa; Arthropoda; Insecta; Diptera; Drosophilidae
Gene: Cf2
Product: chorion transcription factor Cf2
Biological process (GO): regulation of DNA-templated transcription
Molecular function (GO): DNA-binding transcription factor activity, RNA polymerase II-specific; RNA polymerase II cis-regulatory region sequence-specific DNA binding
Source: RefSeq, a predicted model, not a curated record